AAUUACAUGAUAUAGGAAUAGAUAUGUGUGUGUUGUGAAAGUAACCAUGGACGGUCUAGCAAUCAGCGUUAUUAAGUAGAAAAUGAAUUGAUUAAAUUAUGUUCAAAAUUAUACUUAGCAUACCAGUGACAGAAACCAUUAAAAGAAUCAUCCAUGACCAUGUCAAUUGUGCGUUUUUUGUUAAAUGAAUUAGUUUACUUAUUGAGUAUUUCUACAAAAAACUCCGGUAUUUUUCAUACCGGUGUAGGGGACAAGAGUGUAAUAAGAAUAAUCAAAUUGUGUUAAGCUAAGGUGGAGAAUGUAUACCAAACUAAGAUAAAGCCAGAGAUAAGGAACUGUUUAAGAUGAAUGAUGCCUUAGAAAAUGAAGGAACGUUUGAUGACCAAGAAAGUAUUUCCCACCUUCUCUAUCGAAAAUGGCAAAAAGAAAGAAAGCGACUAUAGUAUUCAAAAACAUGGAUCCUCCUCUUGGUGAUCUUCUGGUUAAUAUUUCCGAUUCGAAACAAGCCAAAAACAAGAGCAAGCUUAGAGAUGUGCUUUCCUCGGGAAACAAUUUAACUUGUACUUUUCAUACAUCUGACGUUUCGAACUCCUUGGCUUCCCGAGUGCCAGAUGACACAGAUCAGGUGCACCAGCAACAACAGCACCAGCAUCACGAACAACAUAAUCAGUUUCUUAGUAUAUUAAACAAAUCAUUUUCACACAACAAAUCGCCUGGAGCCAAAAAGUGGAAUGAAAGUGAGAACACUGGUACCGUCGAAAAACGUGUUCUAAACCAACCGGCUGCUGAACCUAUUGGUGGAAAAGGGAUAACAAAAUCCUCUGUUAUAUGUCCCCAAAAGAAGAACUCAUCUCGUUCUUUUUUUCUCAAACGGCAACACUCUUUAUCUGAUGUAUGGCAAACUUCUCUAAAGUCUACUACGGCAAUGAGUCAAGCAACGGCCAAAAUGGAUGACACUGAGUUAGUUAACAGUACGAUUCGUAGCGAAGUUACUUGCCCCAAUCAUAAUAUAUCGGGAACAGCAAUUGGAACGACAAAUAUACAGAGCGGUGGGGAUGGAGUUGCGGCAGCUGCAUCAGAACCAAUAGGCGCAACAGGUGCCGGAGCAAUUAAUAUUGGUGGAACAACCAUACCGAUUGCUCCGAAAAAACCGACACGUCGUGCUGGUGUAAAACCUCAACCAGAUAGACCUAUGCGAGCCCUGUUUUGCCUAACACGGACUAACCCGUUGCGGAAAUUAUGCAUCGCAAUAGUCGAAUGGAAGCCGUUUGAGUACUUGAUACUGCUGACUAUUUUCGCCAACUGUGUUGCCUUAGCUGUGUACACUCCCUUUCCAAACAGUGAUUCUAAUAGCACAAAUGCAGCCCUAGAAAAGAUCGAGUAUAUAUUUUUAGUGAUUUUUACUGCAGAGUGUAUUAUGAAGCUGAUCGCUUACGGGUUCAUACUACAUCCGGGAUCGUACUUGCGGAAUGGAUGGAAUAUACUUGAUUUUACUAUAGUUGUUAUAGGUAUGAUAUCAACUGCACUUUCCAACUUGAUGAAGGAGGGAUUCGAUGUAAAAGCUCUUCGCGCGUUUCGUGUACUUCGACCAUUGCGCUUAGUAUCUGGAGUACCUAGUUUGCAAGUUGUUCUGAAUUCUAUCUUACGUGCCAUGGUGCCUUUGCUACACAUAGCCCUAUUGGUGUUAUUUGUGAUAAUCAUUUAUGCUAUCAUAGGAUUAGAGCUUUUCUCCGGAAAAUUACACAAAUCCUGCUUCCACAACGAGACGGGAGAGAUAAUGGAUGAUCCACAUCCAUGCGGAGAAGAUGGUUUUCAUUGUGACACCAUCUCACCGGAAAUGGUGUGUCGGUAUUACUGGGAAGGUCCUAAUUUUGGAAUCACAAACUUUGACAACUUCGGAUUGUCCAUGUUAACCGUUUUUCAGUGCGUAACACUGGAAGGUUGGACUGACAUGCUUUAUUAUAUUGAAGAUGCUAUGGGUAGCAGUUGGCAAUGGGUGUACUUCAUUUCAAUGGUUAUUCUUGGAGCAUUUUUUGUAAUGAACUUAAUUCUUGGUGUGCUGAGUGGUGAAUUUUCUAAAGAACGUACGAAAGCCAAAAAUCGUGGAGAUUUUCAGAAAUUGCGGGAAAAGCAACAGAUCGAAGAAGAUCUUAGAGGAUAUCUUGACUGGAUUACACAAGCGGAAGACAUAGAUCCUGACAAUGACGCCAGCGGAAUGCAAGAAGGAAAAAUGAAAAAUAUAAUCGAAUUGGACUCUUCGGACAAUGUAGGCGAAGAUGGAGAAAUUCAACAUGAAUCAUGGGUUGCCAGAAAACGAAAAACGAUCGAUCGUAUUAACCGAAGACUACGCCGAGCCUGUCGUAAAGCUGUAAAAUCACAAGCAUUCUAUUGGCUUAUUAUCAUACUGGUAUUUUUAAAUACUGGCGUCUUAGCUACUGAACAUUAUAGACAGCCGCCUUGGUUGGAUGAUUUCCAAGAGUACACGAAUAUGUUUUUUGUAGCAUUAUUUACAAUGGAAAUGCUUCUGAAAAUGUAUAGCUUGGGCUUUCAGGGUUACUUUGUGUCUUUAUUCAAUCGCUUCGACUGUUUCGUUGUGAUUGGUAGCAUAGGCGAGAUGAUAUUAACAAGUACUCAAAUCAUGCCUCCCCUCGGGGUAUCCGUCCUACGGUGUGUCCGAUUACUGCGUGUGUUCAAAGUGACUAAGUACUGGCAAUCUCUAUCUAAUUUAGUAGCAUCCUUAUUGAAUUCUAUUCAAUCCAUCGCAUCACUUUUAUUGCUACUGUUUUUGUUUAUUGUUAUAUUUGCAUUGCUUGGCAUGCAAGUAUUUGGAGGAAAGUUUAAUUUUAACAGCUCGGUGGAUAAACCGCGAUCGAACUUUGACAGUUUUGUACAGAGUUUACUCACAGUAUUCCAGAUACUUACUGGAGAAGAUUGGAAUAUGGUUAUGUAUGAUGGAAUUCAAGCCUACGGAGGAGUGGCCUCGCUUGGAAUUAUUGCCAGCAUUUACUUUAUAAUUCUCUUCAUAUGUGGCAACUAUAUUCUGUUAAAUGUGUUCUUGGCUAUCGCUGUGGAUAACUUAGCAGAUGCUGAUUCACUAACAACAGUUGAAAAGGAAGAGGGUGAUAACCCUGAUGGCGAGGAGGAAAAAUUGUCUCAUGAACCAACACCAACAGAACAUGGAGAUGACGGGUUUAUGGAUCAUGAUAAAGACAAUCUGGACUCGGACAAUGAUCCAAUGAAUAUAUCUGAUGAUUAUGAUGGUCAAGAUUCAGAUACCAAAAUACCUGUCGCAGAAGACGAUGAAGGAUAUGAAGAGCAAGAUACUCCAGAUUCACAAGAUGGGGGCCUUAAGGUGGCUAGGCCACGCCGAAUGUCUGAAUUAAAUGUGAUCAAUACAAUUCUACCGAUACCAGAUGGUUCAGCGUUUUUUAUACUAUCCAAAACAAACAGAUUUCGCAUAUUCUGCCACUGGCUGUGCAAUCACAGCACGUUUGGCAACAUUAUACUGGUAUGCAUCAUGUUUUCGUCAGCUAUGUUAGCAGCAGAAGAUCCUCUUAAUGCAAACAGCGAACGAAAUCAAAUUUUGAACUACUUUGACUACUUCUUUACGUCGGUGUUCACUAUCGAAUUGCUGUUAAAGCUGGUAUCAUACGGAUUUUUGUUUCACGAUGGAGCAUUUUGUCGAUCAGCAUUCAAUUUGUUGGAUCUCCUAGUCGUCUGUGUAUCAUUAAUAUCAAUGUUUUUCAGUUCUGGUGCCAUUUCUGUGAUAAAAAUACUACGUGUACUUCGUGUCCUUCGGCCAUUACGUGCAAUUAACAGAGCAAAGGGGUUGAAGCAUGUUGUGCAAUGCGUUAUAGUAGCUGUAAAGACCAUCGGCAAUAUUGUGCUGGUCACUUGUUUGCUACAAUUUAUGUUCGCUGUAAUCGGAGUACAAUUGUAUAAGUACGUAGUCAAAUGUGUGAUAGUUGCCAUAAAAACGAUCGGUAACAUUAUGCUAGUGACGUACCUCUUGCAGUUUAUGUUUGCUGUGAUUGGAGUACAAUUGUUUAAGGGCAAAUUCUUUUCAUGCUCUGAUGGUUCUAAAAUGCAGGAAUCAGAAUGCCAUGGUACGUACUUGGUAUAUGAAGAUGGCAACGUAGAUAAACCAGUUUCAAAAGAACGAUACUGGUCAAGAAACCGCUUUCAUUUUGACGACGUUUCGAAAGCUAUGUUAACUCUUUUUACUGUAUCUACUUUUGAAGGCUGGCCUGGGUUGCUUUAUGUAUCGAUUGACUCUCACGAAGAAGAUUCCGGACCAAUACACAAUUUCCGCCCAAUCGUUGCGGCGUAUUACAUCAUAUAUAUAAUCAUAAUUGCAUUUUUCAUGGUAAACAUCUUUGUCGGUUUCGUUAUCGUUACAUUCCAAAACGAAGGCGAACAGGAGUAUAAAAACUGCGAUCUAGAUAAAAACCAGCGGAAUUGUAUAGAGUUUGCACUGAAAGCAAAACCAAUACGUCGGUACAUACCCAAGCACAGGAUACAGUACAAAGUGUGGUGGUUCGUGACAUCACAACCAUUUGAGUACAUGAUUUUUGUACUUAUCAUGAUAAACACGAUUACCCUUUCGAUGAAGUUUUACCGCCAACCAGAAAUUUAUACAGAAGUACUCGAUUUGUUGAAUCUCAUCUUUACGGCAGUGUUCGCAUUGGAAUUCGUUUUCAAGUUAGCAGCAUUCAGAUUCAAAAACUAUUUUGGCGAUGCAUGGAACGUAUUCGAUUUUAUAAUUGUACUUGGAAGCUUCAUCGACAUUGUAUACUCAGAAGUUAACAUUAGCAAAGGAAUGAAGGGUGGUUCUAGCAUUAUCUCGAUCAAUUUCUUCCGACUAUUUCGAGUGAUGCGGUUAGUUAAACUUCUUGCCAGAGGCGAAGGAAUUCGUACAUUAUUGUGGACAUUUAUCAAAUCUUUUCAAGCACUGCCAUAUGUUGCAUUAUUGAUUGUAAUGUUGUUUUUUAUCUACGCUGUAAUUGGAAUGCAGGUAUUCGGCAAAAUAGCAAUGGAUGAUGAAACAUCAAUACAUCGAAACAACAAUUUCCAAACCUUUCCACAAGCAGUGUUGGUUUUGUUCCGAUCAGCGACAGGAGAGGCUUGGCAGGACAUCAUGCUUGAUUGUUCAUCGCGUCCGGGAGAGGUAAACUGCGAUGCUAAGUCCGACGAUGCUGGUUCUCCAGAAGGAUGCGGCUCAAACAUAGCUUUCCCUUACUUUAUAUCCUUUUACGUACUGUGUUCAUUCCUCAUCAUAAAUUUAUUCGUGGCCGUUAUCAUGGAUAACUUUGAUUAUUUGACGCGAGACUGGUCUAUUCUUGGACCCCAUCAUCUGGAUGAGUUUGUGCGCCUGUGGAGCGAGUACGAUCCUGACGCGAAGGGUCGUAUCAAGCAUCUGGACGUAGUGACUCUGCUACGAAAAAUCUCACCACCGCUUGGAUUUGGCAAGUUGUGUCCACACCGGGUAGCCUGUAAGCGUCUAGUCUCGAUGAACAUGCCGCUAAACAGUGACGGCACGGUGUUGUUCAAUGCGACACUGUUUGCAGUGGUGCGCACCUCACUGAAAAUCAAAACAGAGGGCAAUAUCGACGAUGCAAACGCAGAAUUGCGGAACACAAUCAAACAAAUAUGGAAACGAACUAAUCCGAAACUUUUAGACCAAGUCGUUCCUCCGCCUGGAGUAGAUGAUGAAGUUACAGUGGGCAAAUUUUACGCAACAUUUUUAAUACAAGAUUACUUUAGGCGGUUUAAGAAGCGCAAAGAAAAUGAUAGCAAACUCAACAGCGAUCAAAAUAAACGACGUACUAUGACGCUUCAGGCCGGACUGCGGACACUACACGAAGCCGGUCCGGAACUCAAGCGAGCCAUUUCAGGCAAUCUGGAAGAAAUCGGCGAUGAUAAUCCAGAGCCAUCUCAUCGGCGAAAUCACACUCUAUUUGGUAAUGUUUGGUCGUCAAUUCGACGUCCGGGUCCUUUUGGAUCAAAACAAAAGUGGAAUUCAAAUAAUAACAAAAUGUCUGCCACUUCCAUGGCCGCAUCUGCGGCAAUGCAUACGGUUUUAUCUGGCCCAAAUGACGGGUCAAGCCAAACAGAAAUGAAGCCAAAGCAAAACUGUGUUAACAGUUCUAAUACCUACAAUCAUGUAGCUGAAAGCAUUCUUCAUGCCGUGCACGACGAACCGAUAGGACGAAAUUACGGUAACGGCUUGAAUAUAGGAAAUGCGGGACAUACGGGUGAAAUUCCACUUCGCCCUUUAGUUUUAGAUGAUUCUUCAAUUUUAAAACGAGCGAAUGCAAACGCAAACAUCGGAUCGCACAGCAAAUUGUACUCGCAAAUAAAUGAUAAUCAAGUUGCCAAUUUUGAGGAAGAUCGUCUUAUUCACUCAACGCCAAGCAGUCCUCAGGAAACGCAUAAGCUAUCGGCAGAAGUUAUAGGAUCGGCUGAGAGUCUCGUGGGCAGAGUUCUAGCGCAACAAGGUCUGGGUAAAUAUUGUGAUCUUGAUUUAGUGCAUUGUGCUCAAAUGGAAAUGCAAGAGGCGUUAGAUAUGACACAGGAAGAAAUGGAUUUAGCGGCCCACGAGCUAAUGUUGGAGGAGCGAUUUAAGAGGAAAAAUUGUGCACCCGUAAAAGGUCAACCUAAGCGUGGAACCAAUACUAGAAAGAAUAAGAAUCAGCAACCGCUCUUAUAGCACCAAACUAGUAUAUUAAAUCAUGUUGUCAUAUUAGGAAGAAAUAUUGUACAUCAAUAUGGUAGCUCUCAUUUUGUAAUUUUACCUUUUUAAUUUAUAUGCGAAGAACAUGUCGAUCCUUUAAACAUCAAUUUAAUUUGUUGAUGAAGAAAUGUAUGUUUAUUGUUGGUAACAUAGUCAACAUUUAAAAAAAUGAAAGCACAAUAAUCCAAUUCUUACGAGUUUAAUUAAACCAGGUUGGAUGCAAGUUUUAAAGAUGUAUGCAAAAUGACUGAAAUUCUCGCCUCGAAUGACACCGCCAUGCAAUUGACAGCAAUUUGAGAGGGCGCGCGAGGGCCCGCAUGCCAUAUAAAUUCAGAGCCCCAGCGCCUUCGCAUUUGAUGAAUUGUGAACCUACGCAGUUUUUUCGCACCUAGUUUUAGCAAUUACAAUUUUAGCCCCGAGCAGGUAUAACAGUGCGAUUUGUAGCAAACUGAACACCUGAAGUUUGACAUAUUAUUUUCCAAAAAUGCACAAAAAAAUAUAUAGUGACCUUUUCCACGAAUAACACCGGAAAAAAAUAAUAACAAAUAAAGAUUAUUUAAAAUACCAUAAGAUUUCGAGCAGAUGACUCGCAAUCCUCGCUUUGUUGAACAGGGUGCCAUAAAGUAUGACAAAAAGGAAUUAGUUUAAAAUUUAAACGAUUGAAAAUUAUAUAAACAUUAUAUAAACGUGAUCCUUAGUCCAAUCCAGGCGAGAUUUUCAGCCAUUUUGCCUGCAAGUUUGGCACUUGCGUCCAACCUGGGUUAUAAGUACUUUGGACCCUUUUUUUCUGUGUCGUUAAAAACAGGAAAUAAACACGUAGCCAAUUAGAAUUCCGAUGAUGAGAAAUAAUGCAAAAACAAGAAUCUUAUAAAUAGCAGAAGCAGAAGAAACAAAUUAUCUUCUCAAUAUUAAACAUUAAAACUGAUAUUGAAUAAUUACCAAUUUAGUUCAAUCGAUGUCGGAAAUGAGUUUUGAGAGAUAAAUAAAAAAUGUUUUGAGAAGAACAAA
This is a messenger RNA of Anopheles coluzzii, 7741 nucleotides long. Its product is annotated as muscle calcium channel subunit alpha-1-like. Gene Ontology annotation, biological process: calcium ion import across plasma membrane. Bases 416 to 6709 code for a protein of 2097 amino acids. Lineage: Eukaryota; Metazoa; Arthropoda; Insecta; Diptera; Culicidae. The transcript has 26 exons. Gene Ontology annotation, cellular component: membrane; voltage-gated calcium channel complex. Gene Ontology annotation, molecular function: high voltage-gated calcium channel activity. The record is from RefSeq and is a predicted model, not a curated record.